Messenger RNA from Arabidopsis thaliana (thale cress), 1301 nucleotides. Its product is annotated as AP2/B3-like transcriptional factor family protein. Gene Ontology annotation, molecular function: DNA binding. NCBI's taxonomy places the organism in Eukaryota, Viridiplantae, Streptophyta, Magnoliopsida, Brassicales, Brassicaceae. Gene Ontology annotation, cellular component: nucleus. The transcript is spliced from 4 exons. Bases 156 to 1061 code for a protein of 301 amino acids. The record is from RefSeq and is marked reviewed.
UUGCUUUUUGCGUGUCUUUGAAGUCACAAAACAGAGCUCCUCUAUUUAGUAUUAUUGGGAAGAAAACAAAUAGAAAGAGAAUUAGUGAGUCAUAAAUCAGAGAGCGAGAGAAAAGUGGUGAGACAUAGAGUGGGAGGUUAACGAAAGAGAGAACGAUGAAGAACAAAGCGUUUGGUCAGAUUAUGGAUGAUGCAGAGAAUCCCGGGUUCUUCAAGAUCCUUCGAAGUGCAGAUUUAUCGUCUGAAAUCAUGAGAGGGAUCCCUCUAAACUUCAUCAAAAGCAUCUCGGAAGAAGAGUUAUCGGCUAAGAUGUUGUUAAAAGUGUCAUGGGGAAGUUCUUGGCCUAUCAAAAUUUGUAGAAACCCAAGCUUCUACUUUAUGGAGAAAAAGGGAUGGGAUCAGUUUUUGAGCGACAAUGGAUUAGGUAAUGAUGAGUUUCUUACCUUCACACACCAAGGAAAUAUGUGCUUUACCGUGGACAUCUACCAAAUAGACGGUAAAGAGCUACUUACACCACGCAGAUCUGCAACCAUUGCUUCUAGUUCCGGUCGGAACAAGAGAGAACAAAGGAAUAACAUCUACAAAGAUGUGAAGGAGGAAGAAGACAUAGAGUCUUGGUCUGAAUCGAGCUAUCCUGGUCACAAAACAGCUGAAUCUACAGGAAGAAGACAAAGGCUUAGCUUGAGUAAUAAGAAAGCCAAGGAAACUGAGAAAUCAAAGAAGAAGAAGAUGAAGGUGGAAAGUAUUAGUUACGAUUCUCAAGAUGACAGUUUGUCUCUUGUUCCAGAAUUUACCCUCACCAUAAAGAAAUCAUACCUCAUUUUCUUGGGGAUUCCAAAGAUGUUUGAGGAGCUGCAUAUGCCAACGGAGGCAACUAUGUUCAAGAUCCAUGAUCCGGAAGGGAAAAGGUCAUGGGAUGUUAUGUAUAAGUUCAGUAAUAACCAGACAAGAUUCUGUGCUGGUUGGAUUCGUUUGGCUAAAGAACUUGGUUUGGAGAUCGGAGAUGUUUGCACUUUCACGCUCAUCAAACCUACCGAGAUGCUUGUUAGAGUCUCUAAAUAAGAGAUGAUGAAGAUAUGAUAUUAGUUUGAUAACUCUCUCAAAAUCUAGUUAAUGUGUUAGGAAUCUUUACUAAUUAUGGGUCUUAUUAACUUGUUACAUUUGUUGUUUCUCUUAAGACUUUUUAUGUUAGUACAAGUAUACAAUGGUUCUUCUAUCCGGUUUGGAAUUACAAAUUCUCUUAACCGAGUAUUAGAUCCGGUUUGAUUUGGUUUAUAGUUAAUUUUAACCAAUAUAUUACAA